ACUACAUUGCUAUAAAUGGUGGCUCAGAGGUUAUACCUGCAUUCAGGCAUUACAAGGAGAGCACAGGUAGCAGGCACACCAGUAUUGUAAAUGGCACAUGGUAGGUGGAGGGCCCUGGUACAGAUUGGGCCCAUUAGCUUUACAUUACCACAUUCACCCAGUGUGGCCCUUAUCAUCUGCUCUUAUGAGCUCCAUUGUUUUUUCCCCACAUCCUGCAGUUCCACUAGUGCCCUCUAGGGGCGCACUGCCUGAAGGUCUAAUGUAUGUGCACAAGUGACGCUCUCUCUGAUUGGUCGCCGAUCCCUUUCUCUACUUGAGCUGAAGAAUAUAUUUAGAAGUGGAAAAUCCCCGAUAACCCCACUACCCGGUUAAUAUUAAUACUGUCAUGGAUCAAGGGCACUCUCACAUCAUAUUCACAGUCUUCAUAAACCCACAAAACCUUAUUACUUCCUACAGAGGGAGCGAACCAAUCAGUAGUCGAUAUUCUGUGGUUGCUAGGCAGAUUAUGCUAAUGCGGGGAAAGACACCAUCUCUGCAGCUACCAUUCUGAGGUAAGAACGGGUUGGGAAUUUUCAUUUAAAUUAAGAAAUGUAAUGGCUGAAGCGGGGCGGACCGGGCGCCAUGGGCCCUCAGAUACCCCGAGCCAUGUCACUCAGACUGACCAUACUGUUUAUGAGUGGAGACACUGUAGACAGAUGAGCUCUCUGUAUUCAGAUCCCGAGGUGGAGAGUAGUCGCUGAGUUGGACCUCUUCAUUCAUAAUGGAUUCCAAGCAAGAAAGUCCUGAUGUGUGGCCUCCUGCAGAAGACGAGACGUCCAAUACUACCCAGGUGCAUUUUGUUCGAGAUGGGGGAGCUGUUGCACAGAUAGUCUACAGUGAUGACCAGGAUCGGCCACCGCAGCAGGUGGUUUACACUGCAGAUGGCUCUUCGUUCACUUCAGUGGAAGCCUCAGAACACACCUUGGUGUAUAUUCACCCUGUGGACGGCUCACAGACGCUUUUUACUGACCAGCCCCAGGUUGCGUAUGUCCAGCAAGAUGCCACCACACAACAGGUUACGGUAUUGCUGCCACCAUCACGAACCAUGAAUGCUGCAAACCUAGCUCUGCUCAGCAGUGUCCCCGAAUCUGCUCAAACUAUGUCAUUAGAACCAGUGCCACAGCCAUCGUUGUCAGUACAUGACAGCAGCUUACCUCCUGUGGACGGUACAGCAGAUAUGACCACACUGCAGAACUCAAGUGCUCAUUCUCAAGCAAAGGAUGAUGACGAUGAGGAAGACGAGGAUGAUGAUGAUGAGGAUGAUGAUGAUGAGGAAGAAGACGAUGAAGAAGAGGAUUCUGAUGAGUGGGAACCAGAUCCACCUCGACCCUUUGAUCCCAAUGAUCUGUGGUGCGAGGAAUGCAAUAAUGCCCAUCCCUCUGUGUGUCCUAAACAUGGAGCCCUCCAUCCAAUUCCUAACCGCCCUGUUUUAACCCGAGCCCGAGCCAGUCUGCCUUUAGUCCUAUACAUUGAUCGCUUUCUUGGUGGGGUUUACUCCAAACGCCGUAUUCCCAAACGCACACAGUUUGGGCCUUUGGAAGGACCUUUAGUUAAAAAGUCAGAGCUAAAGGAUACCUACAUCCAUCUGAAGGUUUUAUUGAAUUCUCUGGAGACUCAGGAGCCGUAUCAAGAAGAUCUUUGGUUUGAUUUAUCUGAGGAGAGCCUCUGUAACUGGAUGAUGUUUGUACGUCCGGCGCAAAAUCACUUGGAACAGAACCUGGUGGCCUAUCAGUACGGACAGCACAUAUACUACACUACAAUUAAGAAUAUUGAACCCAAACAGGAGUUGAGGGUUUGGUAUGCUGCGUCAUAUGCAGAGUUUGUAAAUCAAAAGAUUCAUGACAUUUCACAGGAGGAAAGGAAAGUUUUGAGGGAGCAAGAGAAGAAUUGGCCGUGUUAUGAGUGUAAUCGUCGCUUUAUGAGCUCAGAGCAACUACAGCAGCACCUAAACUCCCACGAUGAGAAACUGGAUUUUUUCAGCAGGGCAAAGGGACGUGGUCGAGGUAAGACGAGGAGGAAAUUUGGACCUGGAAGGAGACCGGGGAGGCCUCCAAAAUUUAUGCGUUUGGAAAUGACAGGCGAAAAGUGCAGUCUUGGAAGUCAGGACCUUCUACACUUCCAGAAUAAACAGCCACAGUUUGAAGACAGUAGCCCGUCCACAAUGAAUGGCCUUGACCUGUCAGGACUAUCCCUGGUCCCAGCAACACAAAGUACUGUGGAUCCCCAGGCAGAGAGCCAACUUUUACAGCCUCAUUCAUCUGUGCAGUCCAUAGAAACCACAUUGGAAAGUACCUUGACCGCUGAAGACAUGCGAAGAGCCAAACGCAUCCGGAAUGCCGCCCUGCAGCAUCUUUUUAUCCGAAAGACGUACCGGCCAUUCAAAUGCCUGCAGUGUGGAAAGGCCUUCAGGGAAAAGGAGAAACUUGACCAACAUUUGCGCUUCCAUGGCCGAGAUGGCAAUUGUCCUCUGACCUGUGACAUCUGCAACAAGGGUUUUAUCAGCACCAGUUCCCUGGAGAACCACAUGAAGUUCCAUCUGGACCAGAAGACUUAUUCCUGUAUCUUUUGCACAGACUCCUUUGACCGUUUGGAUCUUCUGAAAGACCAUGUUGCUGUGCACAUAGUGAACGGCAGCUUCAGCUGCCCAACCUGCAAAAAACGCUUCUCUGACUUCAUUCAGGUGAAGAAACACGUGCGGAGCUUCCACUCUGAAAAAAUUUACCAGUGCACGGAAUGUGAUAAGGCCUUCUGCAGGCCAGACAAGCUACGUCUGCACAUGCUCAGACACUCUGACCGAAAGGACUUCCUCUGUUCUACAUGUGGCAAGCAGUUUAAGAGAAAGGACAAGCUGAGGGAACACAUGCAGCGCAUGCACAAUCCGGAGAGAGAAGCCAAGAAAGCAGAUCGCACAGGGCGCACCAAGGCAUUCAAGCCACGCAUCGCCUCCACAGACUAUGAAAGCUUCAUGUUCAAGUGUCGCGUGUGUAUGAUGGGCUUCCGGAGAAGGGGCAUGUUGGUCAAUCAUUUGUCAAAGAGGCAUCCAGAAAUGAAGAUAGAAGAAGUUCCUGAGCUCACAUUGCCAAUUAUCAAACCCAACCGCGACUACUAUUGUCAGUACUGUGAGAAGGUUUACAAAAGCGCAAGCAAGAGGAAGGCACACAUCCUGAAGAACCACCCGGGAGCAGAGCUCCCUCCCAGUAUCAGAAAGCUCCGUCCUGCCGGACCUGGAGAGCCGGACCCCAUGUUAAGUACUCAUACCCAACUAACUGGGACAAUUGCAACACCCCCCGUUUGCUGCCCACACUGUGCCAAGCAAUACAGUAGUAAGACUAAGAUGGUUCAACAUAUACGUAAGAAACAUCCAGAGUUUGCACUGCUGCCCGUCAGCACACAGACUACCAUGAUAAAUGCAGCCCCUACAGUGCUGACAGCUGAUGGCGCCAGUGGAGAAACUGUGGUGACAACAGAUCUUCUGACACAGGCAAUGACUGAGCUGUCACAGACUCUGACUACAGAAUACCGCACAGCCCAGGGUGACUAUCAGCGCAUACAGUAUAUCCCAGUGUCACAAGCAACAGCUGGCAUGCAGCAACCUCAGCAUAUACAGCUACAGGUGGUGCAGGUUGCCCAGGCUCCGUCACCCCACCAGACCCAGCAUUCCACUGUAGACAUGGGGCAGCUGCAUGAAUCCCAAGGAUACAGUCAGCAUGCCAUCCAGGUCCAGCAUAUCCAGGUGACUGAGCCUUCCCCAGGCACCCAGGCCUCUUCUCAGGUAGGGGCACAGACUCUCAGUCCCUCAUCGCAGGAAGCAGAGCAAGAGGUCAGUCCUUCAGACAUGCAGACCCCGACCUCCCAGACUCAGACUAACUCGACAGUGCAACAUGCCUACCUGCAAAGUGGUUGGAACUCUUUCCGAGGUUACCCUUCGGAGAUCCAGAUGAUGACAUUACCUCAGGGUCAGUAUGUCAUUACAGAGGCGGCUGUGGGCACCUCGGUUACCCCAGUAAACAGUGGCCAAGUUAAGACACACUACGUCAUCUCUGAUGGGCAGACCGAUCUGGACAUGAAGAAGGCUGCUGCUCUAACAGAGGAGGUGGUCACCAACCAAGACCACAUGGAGCAAACCUCUGCCAAUCCAUCACAAACCACACAAUACAUCAUCACCACCACCACCAACAUGAACGGGAGCAGUGAGAUGCAUAUCGGCAAGCCCUGAUGUGAGGCUGCACAUGGACCGCUAUAGCAAUGGCUCAGAGCCUGUGCUAGGACACCCUCACUACAAGAUUUCUGUCGUGUGAACUAUGGCAAUAUAUUGUUCUCUCUCACCGCUUUGAAAGAGUCUUAACUGUGACAAUUUGCAGCAUAGUUUGGCACACACAAUUCUGUCCCUUUAAACCCAUCCUAAUACUUCAGGGGUUUACGGGCAGUGGUCCGCCUGUUAUCCGGCUGUCCAGCACGGCAUCACCUUGCCUUCUCUCAUUCCAUGUAGUCAUGCCCCAUAGGUGUACAUAAAAAGGGGAUGAGUUACAACAGCAGAGUGUUCCUAAUGGAAAGGUCCAGGUGGUCCUGCGGUCGGCUGUAGCAGGUACGGGCAUAAACUGAGUGACUGUGGAAAAUGAUUUUAAAAAGACGCUUCAGCCAUAUUGUUUCCCAGUAACGUCAUCCUAUGGUUGUUCCUCGGGAUAUACUGGAAUCACAUGUACAGCAUUGGAAAGAUUUAUUUUUAUUUUUUUGCUGCAGUUCUUUUUUUUUUUUUACUUUUAGAAACCUGCUGAAAGCUCGGUUUUAUCAACUUACAUUAAAUUCAUUUUCAGACGUAAGCGUCUCAGGCUUCAUUUACGUGCGGUAUUUCCGAAGUGCCGCCUUGUGUGUGAUUACACCAGUAUACUGACCAAGUCUUCGAGGGAAGCAGCAGUUGCUGUGUAUUGGUUACAAGACCAUCGCAAUGUCUCCUGUUUUCCACUAGAGCCUCUCUGGCUGAACAGGAUGCUGGUAAAUUCUCCUCCGGUCCCAUCUACGCUCGCUUAUCAGGGCGACACUGUGGUCCUGACGUGAUGUAAUUUCUGUAAAAUAAUUUUAUAGUCCCAGAAUGAUUGACCUCUGUCCCCAAAGUGCAAGAUACUGUGAAGAUUACGACCUCUCUAUAGGUCUGUCCACGACUAGAACACAAGGGAGGAUGGACAGAACUGGAAAGUGUUUUCCGCCUGGUUGGAAUCGCCGUUCUCCGUUUCUAAAACAGGAAUGUAUUUUAACAGUUGUAACUUGAAAUGUAUGAAAACAUAUUCCUCUGUUCUACACGUUUUCAAGUAUAUUUAUAAAGUAUUUAUUUUUACCUGGGCCUCAUCCUGCUGCAUUAAACAUGU
Molecule: messenger RNA, 5402 nt
Organism: Bufo bufo (common toad)
Lineage: Eukaryota; Metazoa; Chordata; Amphibia; Anura; Bufonidae
Gene: PRDM10
Product: PR/SET domain 10
Exons: 23
Coding region: 761-4255 (1164 amino acids)
Cellular component (GO): nucleus
Molecular function (GO): protein binding
Source: RefSeq, a predicted model, not a curated record